AUCCCCUCACCUCACACCGCACCCCAGUGGCUCUCCCUCUCCGCCCACCCUUCCUCUCACCCGCACACCUCAUCCCCACCUCACCGCGCCGCCCUCGGCUUCACUUCACAUCACCAGCAGCAGCCCGCGAAACAGCAGCGUCAUAAAGGCAUGGGCGUCGCAGGCUAGCCACAGUGACGCAGCGGCAGCCGGCAGCGGCCCAGGAAGCAACAGCGACCGGCAUCGAUCGCGGCAGCCGAGGCGGGGGGAGAAGGGAGGAGGGAGCGCGGUCGCCGCAGGAGCAGAGCGGCAUGGGGGGGGGCCUGACUGACUGACUGACUGACUGGGAACGAGAUGGCUGGAGCGCGACGGCCCCGGAGGCAUUAAUGGGGUGCUCAUCCUCCUCGUCCUCCCCCUCCUCUCCUCCUCCACGCCGGGUUGCGGUCGGCUCCGCCUUUUAACCGCCUUGCCCUGGAGGGGGCCGAGCGGCGGACCGCACGGGCGCACGACCGCGGGGGAACCGGAGCAGGAGCCGGAACCCUAGUGGCGGCGGCGCGCGCCAUGGGCAUCGAUCUCAACAUGGUGGACGGUGAGGGCGAGGAGCGGCGCCCCCCGCCGGCGGUGUGCCGGGACCUGUGGCACGCGUGCGCGGGGCCCGUGGUCGCGCUGCCGCGGCGGGGCAGCCUCGUCGUGUACCUGCCGCAGGGUCACCUCGCUGCGGUUGGAGGCGGGGACGUCGCGGCGGACCUGCCGCCGCACGUGGUGUGCCGCGUCGCGGACAUCGAGCUAUGCGCGGAUGCGGCGACGGACGAGGUGUACGCGCGGCUGGCGCUGGUGGCGGAGGGCGAGGCAUUUGGGAGAAAUGUGCGUGGUGGUGGAGUUGAAGGGGACGAUGACAUGGAGGAUUUUGAUGCUGAAAGGAAGUCCCGGAUGCUGCACAUGUUCUGCAAAACGCUCACUGCCUCUGACACUAGCACACAUGGAGGGUUUUCUGUUCCUCGCCGAGCUGCUGAGGACUGUUUCCCACCGCUGGACUAUAAUCAACUCAGGCCUUCUCAAGAGCUUGUUGCCAAGGAUUUGCAUGGAGCCAAGUGGAAGUUUCGUCAUAUUUAUAGGGGUCAGCCUCGUAGGCAUCUCUUAACAACUGGAUGGAGUUCAUUUGUCAAUAAAAAGAAACUGGUUUCAGGGGAUGCAGUCUUAUUUCUCCGAGGUGAUGAUGGUGAACUAAGAUUGGGCGUAAGGAGAGCCGUUCAGCUUAAAAAUGAGGCCCUUUUUGAAGAUUUCAGUAGCGACAGUGCAAAGCGACAUACGUUGUCUGCUGUAUAUGAUUCCUUGAAACAUAGAAGUGUCUUUCACAUUUCUUACAAUCCAAGAGCUGCUUCUUCGGAAUAUAUAAUUCCAUACCGGAAGUUCCUUAAGAGCCUCAACCAUCCAGUCUGUAUUGGAGCGAGGAUCAACUUCCAAUGCCAGAAUGAAGAUGUUAGUGAAAGGCGAUCUGGAAUGGUUGUUGGCAUUAGUGAAGUAGAUCCCAUGAAAUGGCCUGGCUCAAAGUGGAGAAGCCUGCUGAUAAGAUGGGAGGAUGGUUCUGAAUGCAAUGGCCAAGAUAGAGUAUCUCCAUGGGAGAUCGAUAUAGUUGGUGGUUCAGUCUCUGCUGCCCAUUCUCUGUCUGCAUCUAGUUCUAAAAGAACCAAGUUAUGUCCUCCGGGAAAUUUGGACGUUCCAACAAUGUGGAAUGGUUGUACUGACUCCAUGGAAACUGGAAAGUUACCCAGGGUCUUGCAAGGUCAAGAAUUGAUGGGUUUUAGGACUCAUCGUGUUACGUGUGCUGCUCAAACAGCUGAGGUUGCAAAAUUUCAAUCUUCUGAUGCUAGUAGGUUCCUUACUAAUGCACGAAGCUGCAUGUUGAGUGGUCCAACAGGCAGACUUGCAGUACAGAACUCUGGCUUUACCUACCAAUAUGUAGGCUUCAAUGAAUCUAUUGGAUUCUCAGAGGUCUUGCAAGGUCAAGAAAUUUCUCAGGCAGUUCCUAUGUUCCAAGGAAUGAUGUCUGAGGCUUGUUCACUGAAAGGUGUAUAUGGGCUGCGUGGUUAUAUGCACACCCCUGCUGCUGUUAACGGAUUAUCAGCCACAGCUCAAGAAUGUUCUCUCACACUAUCUACUCCGCCUGCAGCACAAGUGCCCCCUCCCCAUCCCAAUCACAUGCUUAACCAAACUGUGUCAUCACAGCUUGGUUUGGGAAACAAGACUGCUGGCGAAGGUGCAAAUGGCAGUCAGCCUUGCCCAUUUGAUAUGUCGUGGGAAGCUCAGACCAGGUCACAUCAUGAAACACCUGCUCAAAUUAGCUUGGAUCAAUUUGAGGCUAGGAGAGCUUCAGCACCUGGAGAUGCUGCUAAGAUUGGGUCUGGUGGAAGGGAGGUUCGCAAAACUAGCUGCAGGCUUUUUGGUUUCUCAUUGACUGAGAAGAUCUUGCCAGCUGAUGAUGAUAGCGUGAAGGAAGUGAGUUAUGAGGCUGAGUGCCAGAAUCCACGGAUGCUGGACUUGUUCGGGUACAACCGCUCCACCCCUAGUGCUGCUCUUCCGGCUCUCUGUGCCGCCCCCUUCGGAAUGUGAUGCUACUUCAGUUAUGUUUCCUAGUAUUUUCAAGCACUCAGAUUAGAAGUUCUACUUUCCCAGUACCCCAGUGUAUGCAUAAGCUGCCUUUUGACCUCAUUCCCUCCAUUGGUCUGCUCAAGCUAUUCAGUCAUCUGCACAAGUCAAGGAAGGAUGAUUGGUGAACCAUUCCCCUGCAUGCCUCACCUGGCCACCCAAAGUAUUAUGGUUGUGUAUCCUGAUAUGCACCAUUGUAACUUUUGUGGCUAUCCUUCAGAUCCAUUGUGCGAUGAAGCUGAUGAAGCUAACGAUGUCAGAUUUAGAUUCAUGGGAAGGUCUGUCAGCUUUAAUGUAUCUGUUAUGUGUCUUUAACUGAGCUCCUGUAUGACUUUUGUAGCUCUAUCAUGAGCCUUGGUUGCAGUGGCCUGCCUAGAUCGUGUGAUUGUAUCAGUAUGUAAGACCAUUGCUUCGUUUCAAGAUAUGUUGCUUAUGGACCUUUA
Molecule: messenger RNA, 3068 nt
Organism: Panicum hallii
Lineage: Eukaryota; Viridiplantae; Streptophyta; Magnoliopsida; Poales; Poaceae
Product: auxin response factor 3-like
Exons: 10
Coding region: 541-2589 (682 amino acids)
Biological process (GO): regulation of DNA-templated transcription; response to hormone
Cellular component (GO): nucleus
Molecular function (GO): DNA binding
Source: RefSeq, a predicted model, not a curated record